Molecule: messenger RNA, 3340 nt
Organism: Dicrocoelium dendriticum
Lineage: Eukaryota; Metazoa; Platyhelminthes; Trematoda; Plagiorchiida; Dicrocoeliidae
Source: the annotation of a GenBank genome assembly
CAUUCUCUGUGUGCAUGUCUAUCGAACGCUGCGUCGAGUAUGAAGCUGCGAGGAACUCUUCCUUUUUGUCUCUCCAUUUGCUAGGACCUAUGUGAUGUUCUAAUCGAAGUGAUGUCCUUCUUCGUCCGUAUUUAUUGAAACCAGCCACUCUGCGGUUCCGUGGAGCGUUGAUCCGUGGUUAAUCCCAAACGUACUAUGGAUGAUACCUGGAAAGUCGACUUAGAGAUCGCUUUACUUGAGGAUGCAGAUCUCUCUCGCAUACGUUCUAUCUGUGCUAACCGUCCGCUUCCCCCGAAUUCUCGGCCGUCCGUGUGGCGUGCUUGUCUCGCUCCGGAACUUCGACCCACAGAGAUGGUGAACUUUGACGAGACCUUCCGCUUGCCGAACCAAGACCAGUUGCAUUCCGAUUGUGAACGGGCUGCCACUGAGUUGGCAUCUGCCCUGAAUGCACACCAUUCGCUGCAAGAGACACCACCGGGGUCUAUGUGGAGCGCCUCGGAUUUGGAUGAUGAUGACGACGACGACAAUCUCAUUUUGCCCAAUUCGCAUGAAUCAGACUCAGAUCAGACGGCGACAUCAGUUGAAAAGCUUACCAGUGAACUCGAAUCAUGCCUCACAAAUUUCGCACGAGUCCACUCUCUUCCUUAUAAACAUGAGGAGGGAUGGGUCUCGAUCAUUCAUGUGUUAUACUCCGUCCUCAAACCAGUCGAUCGAUAUGAUCUGUACGGCUGUUUUGUCGCUGUGUGUCGGCGUUUCAUUCCAAUCCAAACUCAAGUCUCUUCUCACCUGUCUGGCGCGUUUCGUUUGAUGUUGCAGUAUCACGAACCCAAAUUGUGCAGCUUAAUGGACUCACUGAAAUUGGACCCAGAUGUGUAUGCCACCAUAUGGUUCCGUAGUUUAUUUACGCGAGCGAAUCUGACAGAAGAAACGCUGCUCUCACUGUGGGAUGCCUACUUUCUGGUUUCAGACCCAUUGCUUGGUUUAUUCAUCACUUUGGUGCUACUGGUCAAUGCGAAGCCCAACUUUUUCCCCGAAACUGCCACAGUCCAGAGUGGUGAUGGCAGUGUGUUGUCCGCUGAGACGCAGUCCACUCUUUCUCCAAAUCCACAAAAACUAGAACGAGACGAUGUACUGCAUGUAUUGCUCGAUCUUCCCAAGCCGAUGCAACCGGAUGAUAUUGUUCCUCUACUGGAGCUUGCACAGUUUUUCGCCAAGCGCACACCGACCCUUUUCCGCACACGCGCUCUGUCGCUCUUGUUCGGCAACGCCACACCGAAUACCGCUGAACGCCUCUUCACCGACUCACUUUGCUUAUAUGUCUCCGCAGAAGAGAUCCUACAAUCCCAUCAGAUCAUCCGGAAGAGCGAUGCAAAUCGACCAGCUGACGCUGUUGAAGAAGAAUUAUUGAAAUCUAAUCUGCGUUACUUGCUGGUUGAUUGCCGACCAGCUGAACAAUACAACGCAGGACACCUGCCUACUGCUUUUUUCUUGGACUCUGAACUUAUGCUAACUGACCCCGCUCUCUUCCAGAAUGCUGUCACAGCUCUUCUUCAGGCGCAGCACCGCGCUAUCAACGCCGGAUCCCAAGUGGCCGGGGAACAUAUCGCGCUGCUCGACGCAGGUUGUUCAACUGCAAAUCGAAUAACUGACAUGGUAGCGGCUGUCUUCCUUCGCUUGCACACGCCCUACGUGAGUUUGGUCGAAGGUGGCUACAUGGCGCUGCAUUGCCUGUUGAAGCCCUACGGCGUCGAUCGAGGCCUUAGCAGCCACGACUCCAACCGGUGCUUCUGUUGUUUGGAUGAAUCUUCUACUGAAUCUUCUACUGAAGUAGUCCAGUCAUUCAACACAGCAAAACCCCUCAUUUCUCGGCUCACAACUGCAAUAACGGGCACCACAGUACCAGUUUCGACAUCCAAACAUCAUCCGGUUAAGGCACUUACUGGCUUAUUGAAUAGAUUCUCUGGAAAACUCUCCGUCAUGUAUAACUCACCUACAAAGAGAGAUUCGAAGCAAACAACACCUUCAGUCAAAUCUCCUGAGGGUGCUAGAUUAGUUUCAAAGGGUAUGAAAAAUAUGGUCAACCCUCCGAACGACAGCCCACUUUCUUUUCUGUCGGAAGUGCCGCCCGAUAAACCCAUGUCGUACAGGAACACCACAUCGGUCUUCAGCAUCGACGAUGACGUCGACGAAGAGGACCUUGAUCCGACCGGGCUGGUAUCCAGUGCGGACGACUUUCCCCGAUCACAGAAUGAUUCAUUUGUGCACACAUCAAAACGGCCACACUGGCUCAAUCGUUGGUACGCACCACCGGGUCAGGAUAACAAAACUUUUCCUCCCGGGGAUAUACCCGAACGCCCUGGCGGAUUAGACAGCAGUGAACCAGGAGAUUUGCUGGAUAUAAGUCAAUGGUCUCAUCGUCCCGAGGUGCGUGGGGUAUUCGAGUGCCGCUUCGUCGAUCCGUCAGGUCGAAUUGCAGACAGCGGUUACCUGGUUCUGGUAGAGAGACAUUUGUUGCUUCUGAGCUCCCACGACCGUCGUCCCUCAGAACGUUUGUUCGCUUCUCUUGAGUCAGCGAUCAAUUCCGUCCUCCCAAUUCGCUCAUCACUGUCACCGAUUUCGGUGAGUCCUCGUGCCUCACCUAUCAAGCGUGCAGUCGUCUUGCGGUCAAUUCAUCUCGCCCUAAUAACACGCAUCACUUCAAACAAACGAAUCCCUGAAUGCAUCACUUUCCACUAUUCUGCUACGGAUCCGACCGAGUUGCUGCUUCUCAACGGACAGACUAUGGGAGUCCGGGAUCGAUUGUACAUUCCUCAAGCCGGAGAGGCGGUCAGAAUGAUAAAAAUGGCCGUGUUCAACACCACUCAAACUUACGCCGCAGCAUAAUAUACAUAUCAUCCGAGCUUGCACCGAAUUUUGGAAUGCGGUUUUGUGAACAAUUUUCCAUCGCUGGUUUUUUCAGAGUAUAGUCUUUCAUCUAUCUCUUGGAUUACGAACUUCUUCAUCCCUACUGCCACUGUACUUUUCAUUGUGAUUUAUCUAUUCAGUCAAGUAUUACGCAAAUUCUUAUCUAUUCUAUAUUUUCUUUUUUGCCAUACCCCCAAGUCUGCAUUGCCGACGUGGCGCUUCAAGCACGAGAUGGCCCAUACCCUCACAUAAAUUUCAUAGCGUUACAGAGGGACCGUUGUCUACUUGUAAUCCAUUUUGCCCCCCCCCCCACACUUUUCUUUUCCAUUAUCCACACCUGCCCCUUGCACACCAUGGUUUACAUAUUAAACAUCAUCGUUCGCUAGUUUUCACUUGAUUUGAUCCUUGUUUGAAUAACCAAUUAGUCUGAGAGGUU